This is a messenger RNA of Nymphaea colorata (pocket water lily), 2392 nucleotides long. Its product is annotated as probable receptor-like protein kinase At2g42960. NCBI's taxonomy places the organism in Eukaryota, Viridiplantae, Streptophyta, Magnoliopsida, Nymphaeales, Nymphaeaceae. The transcript is spliced from 8 exons. Gene Ontology annotation, biological process: protein phosphorylation. The record is from RefSeq and is a predicted model, not a curated record. Gene Ontology annotation, molecular function: protein kinase activity; ATP binding. Bases 466 to 1932 code for a protein of 488 amino acids.
CCUUUUACUACCAGUUCUUUUUCUCCUCCUUUUUAUCUCUCUCUUUCUCUGUGGCACACCAGAGGGGCGCUUGACGCGCUAACUCUUCCUACAAAAAUGUGGCCUAUUUUGACAGACGAACAAGCUUGUAGCUCCUUGGCAUCUGUUGUUUGAGUGGUUUUCCGGCCUGCAUUUCUGCACGCAUCGCCUGAAAGACAAACUUCCUUGGUCCCAAUGAUCUUUGCUUGGGGGUUUAGGGUUUAAAUGGGCUGAAAAGUUUGUGGCUGCUCGUCUGUUUCGGGAUUAAAUGCCUGUGCAAGGACAAGAGGAGCAAGAAAAAAAAGACCGAAAGGAAAAAGGAGUGUUUCUUUCUCGGUUGGUGUUGAUUGGGAGUGGAUCAAAGGGCUUCAUUCUACAGUGGCCUACAACAGCGGAGGUAUGAUCGUUGCGGUCCGAGCUUUUGAGGUUUGCUAUGUAGUAUGAAAGAUGUCAUCCUCCCUGAGUGAAUCGCUUUCAAGAAAGACAGCUCUCUUUGGUCUUAAAUUAUGGGUCGUGAUCUGUAUCUCAGUUGGGAUAUUCAUAGCGAUGGCUCUGUCUAUUUUGGCUAUGUGGUUGGCCUCUCAAAAGAAAUCGAAAAGAACACUCGAUAAAUUCCCACUCUCUCAAAUCCCCAGUGUAUCCAAGGAGAUAAAAGUUGACAGAGUGGCUGCUCACAAUCUGAAUACAGCUUUCCGAAAUCAUGAUGGUGUUGCCUUCAAUUUGCAUGAUCAGUCUAGCACAAAAGACUCAGAGAAGAUGUCAGUGCAUUUGGGCAGGAGCAGAUCAAGUGAUGCCGAUAAUCUCAGUCAGUGCAGUUCAGUUUAUCAGCUGGAGAGAGCUGGCAGUUCACAGUCAGGUGAUGAUGGAAGCUCGGGCCAUGUCCAUAACCCAUCUUCAUCACAUGGUUACAGGACAGCUUCUCCAUUGACAGGCUUACCUGAAGUAUCACAUCUUGGCUGGGGCCACUGGUUUACAUUAAGGGAUUUAGAGUUGGCAACUAGUCGCUUCUCAAAGGAUAAUGUACUUGGUGAGGGUGGAUAUGGAGUUGUGUAUAAAGGGCAGUUAGUCAAUGGGACCCCUGUAGCUGUGAAGAAACUCCUCAACAACAUGGGACAAGCAGAGAAAGAAUUUAGAGUAGAGGUGGAGGCUAUUGGCCAUGUGCGUCACAAAAAUCUUGUGCGUCUACUGGGUUACUGUGUGGAAGGAACUCACAGAAUGUUGGUAUAUGAGUAUGUUAACAACGGGAACUUAGAGCAAUGGCUUCAUGGUGCAAUGCGCCAGCGAGGUUCACUGAGUUGGGAGGCACGCAUGAAGGUUAUACUAGGCACUGCUAAAGCACUUGCAUAUUUACAUGAAGCUAUAGAGCCAAAAGUUGUUCAUAGAGACAUAAAGUCCAGCAAUAUCCUGAUUGAUGAAGAUUUCAAUGCGAAAGUUUCUGACUUUGGCCUAGCUAAGCUGCUGGGCUCAGGAAAGAGCCAUGUAACAACGAGAGUGAUGGGAACAUUUGGAUAUGUAGCCCCAGAAUAUGCAAACACAGGACUGUUGAAUGAGAAGAGUGAUAUCUACAGCUUUGGUGUCCUCCUGCUGGAGGCAGUUACUGGAAGAGAUCCUGUAGAUUAUGGCAGGCCUGCCAAUGAGGUGAAUCUCGUGGAGUGGCUGAAGCAGAUGGUAGCAAAUAGGCAUUCCGAGGAAGUUAUAGAUCCAAAUUUGGAAGUUAAGCCAUCUACACGGGCAUUAAAACGUGCCUUACUCAUUGCUUUGCGCUGUGUUGAUCCUGAUUCAGAAAAACGACCCCAGAUGGGUCAAGUUGUCAGAAUGCUUGAAGCAGAGGAAUUCCCAUACCGUCAGGAGAGAAGGAACAGGCACAGUCGUUCUGGGAGCGCAGAGAUUGAGUCUACAAAGGAUAACCCAUAAAAAUGCCAAAGUAGAUCCUGAUUUGUCAUCAAAAGUGUCUAAGGGAAUCACUCAGAUAUCUUUUUCUUUUUCUAACAAAGAGAGCUGCUUUUGCUCUUUUUACAACCUUCAAGAGAUCAAAAGUUCACAUGCAUACUGGAGUGAUGCAGGUGCCAAGGUAAAGGACCCAUUUGGUAACAAUUCAAGACACAAAUGGAGUAAGCCGGGAGCUGCUUUAACUAGAGAAGGGUCCACCAUUGUGAAUAAGAUAGAAGUCUCUCUCUCUCUCUCUCUACUCCCCUCCCUCUGUGGUCUGAUUACCCAAAAUUGUUAGUGUAUAAAAUUGUUAACUACUCAUGGAAGAUGUCCCAAACCACACAUGAUUCCUUUUCUUUUCCCUCUACCAUUACCAUGGACUGUUGCGUUCUUUGCUACUGCGUUUGAUGCUUCAGUGACCGCUGUUGAAUGAUUUUUUGAGCUA